CCAUUAGGCAGACCCAUUAUUUCUGCUUGCUUGCGCAUGAUGAUUUUUUUUACAACAAAAGUAAUGCCGUAUUUUGCCAGAGAGCAAAUUGCUCACCUGCUGUUUUUUUCUUUCUGUUUUUACAAGUAAGGGAGAAAUAAAUUUAAAGUGAUGGCCGUACAAUAUUGUUUAUAGCUCAAAGUGCUCUUUUUAUCCGAAACGGUGAGCAAGGUGAAAAGACGAUGUAACUGUUUUCUCAUGUUCGAAUUCGAGGAUUUUUUUCCCAACCGACUCUUAUGUGGGGAGAUUUGACAGAAGACAGCCGUGCUAAACUCCAACCAGCAUAUUUCUACAUUAAAAUGGCUACGAGCUGCUUCUGAAGUUUCGUAGGUUGUCGCCUUUGCGUGUAUAUGUUCGGAGAUUUUGGACUUUAAUUCCCGGUGACGAUAUGAAGCUCUGGCAGAAAUCUCUUGUGCUCAUCCUAGCGCUCUUCCUCUAUCUGUUCCUCGGGGCGCUGGUCUUCCGGUUCCUGGAGGUAGGGGCCAACGAAGCAGCCCAGCGGGUCUUCUUGGACGAGGUGGAGGCCUUCUUGGACAACCACACCUGCGUCUCGGAGGAAGACCUACGCGAGCUCUUCCGGGCGGUGGAGACAGCCCUCCUGAGCGGGGCCUUCAAGCUGGACAGCGAUCCGACCAACGAUCAGGACUUGGUCGUCUGGGACAUGCCCAGUGCUGUGUUCUUUACGACCACUGUGGUCACAACUAUCGGCUACGGCAAUUUGGCUCCUAAGACCCCCCUGGGCCGAGUUGUGUGCAUGUUCUACGCUCUGGUAGGGAUCCCCCUGACAUACUGGCUUCUCUCGGCGGUGGGUGAUACGUUCCAGGGAUGUUGGCGACCGUGCCACGGCCUGAUCAAACGGUGCACCAAGCACCUCAAGCCCGGUUCCACCCGCACUGCGGUGGAAGUCAUCAUUAUCUGCAUCUGUCUUUACGUCCUGAUCGUCGCUCUACCGGGUAUCGUCUUCAGUUACCUGGAGAACUGGGACUUCUUCCAGUCGCAGUACUUCUGCUUCAUCUCGCUGAGCACCAUCGGCUUCGGAGAUUUCGUGCCGGCACAGAGCCCGGAGCUGACGCCUCUUUCACGCUGGCUGUACAAGCUGGGCACGGCGGCCUAUCUCAUCAUCGGUCUUAGCAUCCUGUCCGUGGCCAUCAAGGGAUUCCUGGACUCGCAACAGACCAAGCUGAACAAAUGGAAGGCCAGGAUAGCGGCAAAGCGGUUGGUGCAACUGCAUGAUCAGCAGCAGCAGCAAUCGCAGCAGCAGUUGGCUGGUGAACAUACAUUGCAAGAUUACGAUGACAAGAAUAAAGUAGUAAAGAUAAACGGGUGUGUAACGGAAAGCGAAGAAUUUUAUAAAUGAACAUUAACAAAUAAAAAUUGUAAGAUAACAUACCAAAGAGUAUUGGAGAUAAAACACAUGCACUAUUAUGUUAGUUAUUGUUUGUUUCAAAUCAAGAACUGAUUUGAAGUUAUUCCUGGAGACGGAAGAUUGGAAACAUACAAAAGAAUCGCUGGGAAUGUUGCAUGGGUGAAUGUGAAUUCGAAUAAGGCGUUUUGCCCUUCACUGAGCGUGCAUUUGACGAUCUGUGCAUUUUUCCUUCCCAUGUUGCCCAUUCUUUGUCUUUGUAACCCGCACACAAGUCAGAUGGGGUGUGUUAUUACAUGGCUGAAUCAUAACUAAAAACGCAAUUUUUGGGUUUACCAGAACGGGUUAAUCCAGGCUGGCAAAAAUGAGGUUGUCGGUUCAGACCCUAUCCUAAAGAGACAACAAAUUGAAGGGUGUUGAUCCAAGCCCAGGUCAUAGAAUUCGGUAACAUCUGAAAGAGGAACAAUGAUUUUUUUGUAAUUUUUAGCGUGUUUUUAGUCUAGUCCAAGACGGAAGGCUUUUUUAUAUGUUGUCUUUUAUAUAUCACCAUGUGAUCCUGGUAUAUGUUUUUAACUAUGUUUAAUAUGGCACUGAAGGUACAUCGUAAAAUAUAUAAAUGUAAAGUUAAUCAGUUCAGAAAUGUACAUGCACGUUUUGAAGGUUUGCUUGAACAAUUCCUUUACCACCGGGAUAAAAAAAUAAAGUUCUUAAAAGAGUGAAAUGA
This is a messenger RNA of Patiria miniata (bat star), 2126 nucleotides long. Its product is annotated as potassium channel subfamily K member 4-like. NCBI's taxonomy places the organism in Eukaryota, Metazoa, Echinodermata, Asteroidea, Valvatida, Asterinidae. Gene Ontology annotation, molecular function: potassium ion leak channel activity. The transcript has 2 exons. The record is from RefSeq and is a predicted model, not a curated record. Gene Ontology annotation, cellular component: membrane. The coding region runs from base 428 to 1396 and encodes 322 amino acids. Gene Ontology annotation, biological process: stabilization of membrane potential; potassium ion transmembrane transport.